AUGCGCCAGCAGCCCCAAGAAAAGAAAACCAUCCACCCGGCAUUCGAACCCACCGGUCUGCCUGCCAGCCUGCCAGCCUGCCCCGUCUGUGGCGGCGCCGUCUUGCUUUCUGCUUUGGACCGGGCCCCUCCCUCGCAACAAACGUGCACGGUCGUUUCGGCUGUUGCCCUUGUGCUGGUGUUUCUGUUCCUGUCGCUGCUGUUGCCGCCGCUGCUGCUGCUGCUGCUACUGUCUCUCCUACUGCUGGUUCCGUGGUUCGCCCAUUGGCAGAUUUCCGAUCGAGACACCCUUCAAUCGAGCUCCAACGCCCACACCCACACUCCAGAGGAACCCGACUCGCCUCCCUGCUUUUUCUGA
This is a messenger RNA of Gaeumannomyces tritici R3-111a-1, 357 nucleotides long. RefSeq lists its product as hypothetical. The record is from RefSeq and is a predicted model, not a curated record. NCBI's taxonomy places the organism in Eukaryota, Fungi, Ascomycota, Sordariomycetes, Magnaporthales, Magnaporthaceae. Bases 1 to 357 code for a protein of 118 amino acids. The transcript has a single exon.